AUGGUGGAGCAGAGAGCAUCCCCAUCUUCCCCAACUCACCUCUUUUGGAACCAAAACAUAGAAACCCUCCUUACAUCCUUACCCCAUAAUCCACUAAGAGGGAGAGAUGGAAAGUUGGCUGGCUCCCAUGAGGCAGACGACGCCCAAGCCACUGGUGCUAGGGCACUGGCUCUAGGCGAUGCUAGAUCAGUUUUCAAGGGUGAUUCUAGAUUAGCUGCGAAGGAUUUGGUGGAGAGAGCUUCAAUAGACGGUGUGCUAGGAGAAGGUUCCCUAAUGGAGAGGAUAGGGGCAACGCCCAUGGGAGAGAGAGGGGCAACACCCAUGUGGGAGAGAGAGGGGCUACUAAGGCGCUGGUGGGAUGCCCAAGGGGAAGGAGCCUAG
This is a messenger RNA of Ilex paraguariensis (yerba mate), 381 nucleotides long. The record is from the annotation of a GenBank genome assembly. Lineage: Eukaryota; Viridiplantae; Streptophyta; Magnoliopsida; Aquifoliales; Aquifoliaceae.